CUGUCUUAUAAACAGUCUCCAAAUUACAAUUGAGCGGAAAGUAUAUUAGUCAAACAACUUCUCAGGGUGAAGGUUCAUACUUCCUUUUUUUCUACUGUGAACCUCUGAAUACAGUGCACCUUUAAUGACAAGGGACCUCAAAGCGCAUUAGUUAAGAACAUCUCGAUGUCCAGGAUGAACUGAAAGUCUUGUGCUCUGUGUUGUGGUCCAUUAAGGGUUCACCAGAAAUCAGUGCUUUUCUAUGGACAAGAAGGUACAGAGGCCGAGUGGGGUCCAGAUACACGGGUUGGUGCUCACAGACCCUAAGGACUGAGGCUGGGUGAGGUCACAUACAGGACAAGGACAGUUAAAGGGACGUGGACUCGGAGUUAUUCCCACUCCAUCUCUGGGUGGAGAAAGAGCCUCACCCAUUUCAAAACUUGCUUAUUUGAAAGCAUGCUGUUUUAUAUUGCCUUUUUUGUGUGUUGGUAUUCUAAGAAAGUGACAGAAGUACAAUGAGGAAGAGAAAACAAGAAAUAAUUGUGAAAUGAUUAACAAAAAUUUACAGAUCUUGCAAGACUUCCUGGAAUUUGAUAUUCACUACGUGACAUCAAUGAACUAACAUCCUGGCAGUGCCCUUAAAUUCAUGGUCCCACUAACCACCCCUCACAGGGCAGACUCACAACCCACAGAGCACGGCGGGGACAUUAGUGUUACUGCACCAUCGGGGAUGUCCAGCAUGCUGCUGUCCCUGAUCAGUGUCAUUGUCACCUUGGGGGUCUCCCAGGCUCAUGGACAAGAAACAACCUGUGAUCCCCCAACUAUUCCUAAUGGCCUCUACGCACCUCACAGGACCAAACACAGACUGGAAGAUGUGAUCACGUACCGCUGUGACAAUGGCUUUUAUCCCUCAUCCCGAGGAAACACAGCAAAAUGCACGGAUGGAGGCUGGGCACCUCCUCCAAGAUGCAGCCGUAAGUUCCACUCAAAUCAUAAUCUGCUUCCUAUUUCUGAAAUUACUUCUCUUAAACCUAAAAAUGGGGACACAUUCAAUCACCAUAACUCACUACAGAGAAUGUAA
This is a messenger RNA of Artibeus jamaicensis (Jamaican fruit-eating bat), 1060 nucleotides long. Its product is annotated as complement factor H-like. NCBI's taxonomy places the organism in Eukaryota, Metazoa, Chordata, Mammalia, Chiroptera, Phyllostomidae. The transcript has 2 exons. The record is from RefSeq and is a predicted model, not a curated record. The coding region runs from base 626 to 1060 and encodes 144 amino acids.